Bemisia tabaci is the source of this 1093-nucleotide messenger RNA. Lineage: Eukaryota; Metazoa; Arthropoda; Insecta; Hemiptera; Aleyrodidae. The record is from RefSeq and is a predicted model, not a curated record.
GGCUUACGCUAUCAUCAAAUCAAAAUUUUCACAAUCAGCUGAUUUACAUAAGAGUGCUAAUGACGUGUUUUUGUAUCCUGUAAUGUUUUAUAUUCAUGCAAUUAAUAUUGACAGUAUUAUAUAUUAAUCUUGACGUCAAGUAGACAUGUAAAGUUUAUGUGAAAAGUCUUCUGUGAUGGUGGCGUAACCAAAAAGCUGCAGGAAGAAUACUCAUACAAUACCUUAGUUCAUUCAUUACCCGCUAUUAUAAUGGUGUUUUUCAACUUAAAAUUCGUUUAAGUUAAAUGGAUUAUAUUCACGUUAUUUUUACCAAAUGGUGACAAGAUUUAAAACGCAAAGUUAUCUGGCUAUACCAAUCGAUCGAAAAAAUGUCUUUCGAAAUUUUUCAUUCUUUAAAUGCCAACAUGUUUUUUUUUUUUCGAGGUUAUACCUUGAGGGAUGUGAGCCAAAAGUAUCUGCCCUGUACCCUCCGAUCCAGUAUCCUGUGCCUUGUGACACACCUAGUCUUCAGCCAUUUGUCACUUGGGACCAUUCUGAGAUAUACAAACUUCCUAAAUUCAUGCAACUUGGCAGCAAAGACAUACUAUCGGUCUCUGAAAAAAUUAUACCGUUGGAAGAAUUUAAGAGCAAAAUCAAGAAGCAGAAUAAUGCCAACCAGCCUGUCUCAGAGUUAAGCCUACUUUUGUUUGAAGUCUGGAAACUGUUUGGAGCGAUGAAGAAAACGCCGUACAAUCAGAUGCCAAUCAUUUUUGAGAAUAUUCGGAUCCAUUCAAAAGUAAACUUUUUCGUCGAAGAUCCGUGCGAGCUCUACAUGGCUAUUAUGCGUGGUAAUGGAGACUUCACGAUUAACCAAGUAGUGAGCAAGGAAGAAAUCAAAGAGAGAAGAGAAGAGGUCACGGAGGUCGGUACUUCUCUCAUUAGUGGUCGAAUCAAAAUUUGGGAAACACGGGAAAAUGAUGAUGUACCAAUCAAAGUAAAAAAAGCAAAAAAAGUAGAUGACAACAGCUUCGAAACCUUUACAUGUGACAGCGAUGAAUCGUCAUCUACUAAAUAUGAAAUGAGGCACUGUGAUUCAGGCAAGUCAUCGCUUUAA